Messenger RNA from Nerophis ophidion (straightnose pipefish), 6057 nucleotides. Its product is annotated as gastrula zinc finger protein XlCGF57.1-like. The record is from RefSeq and is a predicted model, not a curated record. NCBI's taxonomy places the organism in Eukaryota, Metazoa, Chordata, Actinopteri, Syngnathiformes, Syngnathidae. Gene Ontology annotation, molecular function: DNA-binding transcription activator activity, RNA polymerase II-specific; RNA polymerase II cis-regulatory region sequence-specific DNA binding. Gene Ontology annotation, cellular component: nucleus. The coding region runs from base 3609 to 5324 and encodes 571 amino acids. Gene Ontology annotation, biological process: regulation of transcription by RNA polymerase II. The transcript is spliced from 3 exons.
AGGCGUACAACCGAAUGUUUGCUGACACACAACGCUCUAGAAACAUGUGCGUCACAUGCUAGCAGACCAUGCAACUCAUCAGUCAUUUAGCAUCAUUAACAAAAACAGCUGGUGGGGGUCUUCAAUGUCGCUUUGAUCGAAACACAUUGACACCAUGUUCAUUUCUUCUUGACACAAUAUUAAUUUCUUAUUUUCUCAAUUUAAUAGGCGAACUCGGCUCUUCACCACAGAAAACAUUGCGCUCUCAAAGUUCUUCACAUGGUUAAAAUAAAAACAGUACAACCAAAUAAAUGCACAUUUGAACAGAAACAUAGCAAAACUAAAUAAUAAAUAUGAUGAUAAAAACAUUUUUUUAAGAAAUAUAUGAAACUACAAAUUUCCCCGGACCUCUGGCACUUUUAAGAAGGUGCCGGGUGUCUGAAUCCGUGAGUUUUAGGUCCAACCGUACAAAAUGAGCUAUAGAGCUAGCCUAAAACAUUAGCACGCUUACAUUAAAAGUAAUUAAGUGUGUGUGCUAACACUGGCAUUCUAACAGUUAGCAUGUCUGACAUAUCAAGUAACACGGCUGUAAAGGUGUAUGGCUGCGGAAGUAAAUAAAAAAAGUGAAAAAAACAUUAAAAAAAAGUUAGCACGCUAUUAUUAGCUUCCUACCAUGCUAACGUUUGCAUGCCAACAGUUAGCAUGUCUCACAUAUCAAGUAACUCGGCCGUAAAGGUGUCUGGCUGCGGAAGUAGAGAAAGUGGAAAAAAAACAGCAAAAAAAAAUUAGCAUGCUAUUUUUAGCGUGCUAAAAUUUGCAUGCUAAAAGUUAGCAUGUCUCACAUAUCAAGUAACGCGCCUGUAGUGGCAAUCUUCACCUUCAAAUGUUCAAUAUUAUUGUCACUACUCAACAGGUUUGAGGGAGUGAUCCUACUCAGCAGCAAAUAUUGCAAUGAAGUGAAGUCCAGUCAGAAAUCCAGUUAAUGCAUAUUUAUUAAUUCAUGCAUAUUUAUUAAUUAAUGCAUAUUUAUUAAUUAAUGCAUAUUUAUUAAUUAACUUGCAGGGCGAAUGAAACAUACUCAGGAUUAUUGUAGUGAUAUUGUGUUAUAUCUUCUCCUGCCUGUUGCUGUGUGCUGUUGUCUGCUGUUGUUGUCUGCUGUUGUUGUCUGCUGUUGUUAUCUGCUGUUGUUGUCUGCUGUUGUUAUCUGCUGUUGUUGUCUGCUGUUGUUGUCUGCUGUUGUUGUCUGCUGUUGUUAUCUGCUGUUGUUGUCUGCUGUUGUUGUCUGCUGUUGUUAUCUGCUGUUGUUAUCUGCUGUUGUUGUCUGCUGUUGUUGUCUGCUGUUGUUGUCUGCUGUUGUUGUCUACUGUUGUUGUCUGCUGUUGUUAUCUGCUGUUGUUGUCUGCUGUUGUUGUCUGCUGUUGUUAUCUGCUGUUGUUGUCUGCUGUUGUUGUCUGCUGUUGUUGUCUACUGUUGUUGUCUGCUGUUGUUAUCUGCUGUUGUUGUCUGCUGUUGUUAUCUGCUGUUGUUGUCUGCUGUUGUUAUCUGCUGUUGUUGUCUGCUGUUGUUGUCUACUGUUGUUGUCUGCUGUUGUUGUCUGCUGUUGUUGUCUACUGUUGUUGUCUGCUGUUGUUAUCUGCUGUUGUUGUCUGCUGUUUUUAUCUGCUGUUGUUGUCUGCUGUUGUUGUCUACUGUUGUUGUCUGCUGUUGUUAUCUGCUGUUGUUGUCUGCUGUCGUUGUCUGCUGUUGUUGUCUGCUGUUGUUGUCUGCUGUUGUUGUCUGCGGUUGUUGUCUACUGUUGUUAACUGCUGUUGUUGUCUGCUGUCGUUGUCUGCUGUCGUUGUCUGCUGUCGUUGUCUGCUGUCGUUGUCUGCUGUUGUUGUCUGCUGUCGUUGUCUGCUGUCGUUGUCUGCUGUCGUUGUCUGCCGUCGUUGUCUGCCGUCGUUGUCUGCCGUCGUUGUCUGCCGUCGUUGUCUGCCGUCGUUGUCUGCCGUCGUUGUCUGCCGUCGUUGUCUGCCGUUGUUGUCUGCGGUUGUUGUCUGCUGUUGUUGUGUGCUGUUGUUGUCUGCUGUUGUUGUCUGCUGUUGUUGUCUGCGGUUGUUGUCUGCUGUUGUUGUCUGCUGUUGUUGUCUGCUGUUGUUAACUGCUGUUGUUGUCUGCUGUCGUUGUCUGCUGUCGUUGUCUGCUGUCGUUGUCUGCUGUCGUUGUCUGCUGUCGUUGUCUGCUGUCGUUGUCUGCUGUUGUUGUCUGCUGUUGUUGUCUGCUGUUGUUGUCUGCGGUUGUUGUCUACUGUUGUUAACUGCUGUUGUUGUCUGCUGUCGUUGUCUGCUGUCGUUGUCUGCUGUCGUUGUCUGCUGUUGUUGUCUGCUGUCGUUGUCUGCUGUCGUUGUCUGCUGUCGUUGUCUGCUGUCGUUGUCUGCCGUCGUUGUCUGCCGUCGUUGUCUGCCGUCGUUGUCUGCCGUCGUUGUCUGCCGUCGUUGUCUGCCGUCGUUGUCUGCCGUCGUUGUCUGCGGUUGUUGUCUGCUGUUGUUGUGUGCUGUUGUUGUCUGCUGUUGUUGUCUGCUGUUGUUGUCUGCGGUUGUUGUCUGCUGUUGUUGUCUGCUGUUGUUGUCUGCUGUUGUUGUCUGCCGUUGUUGUCUGCCGUUGUUGUCUGCCGUUGUUGUCUGCCGUUGUUGUCUGCCGUUGUUAUCUGCCGUUGUUGUCUGCCGUUGUUGUCUGCCGUUGUUGUCUGCCGUUGUUGUCUGCCGUUGUUGUCUGCCGUUGUUGUCUGCUGUUGUUGUCUGCCGUUGUUGUCUGCCGUUGUUAUCUGCCGUUGUUGUCUGCCGUUGUUGUCUGCUGUUGUUGUCUGCUGUUGUUGUCUGACGUUGUUGUCUGCCGUUGUUAUCUGCCGUUGUUGUCUGCCGUUGUUAUCUGCUGUUGUUGUCUGCUGUUGUUGUCUGCUGUUGUUGUCUGCGGUUGUUGUCUGCAGUUAUUGUCUGCUGUUGUUAUCUGCUGUUGUUGUCUGCCGUUGUUGUCUGCCGUUGUUAUCUGCUGUUGUUGUCUGCUGCUGUUAUCUGCUGUUGUUGUCUGCUGUUGUUGUCUGUUGUUGUUGUCUGCUGUUGUUAUCUGCUGUUGUUGUCUGCUGGCGGGCCCGCGUCUCGUCACCACUCCAAGAUGGCGGCGGCGUGCUGCUUCCCCUUCCAACAUGUACAUGGUGGAAACAAGACAAGUGGAGCGGAUCACCACUCCAAGAUGGCGGGCCCGCGUCUUGUCACCACUCCAAGAUGGCGGCGGCGCGUCCCGUUAGCGUCAGUAGGCAGUAGCGCUGCAUGCUGCGUGCUGCCUCCCCAUCCAACAUGUACAUGGUGGAAACAAGACAAGGAAAAAGCAAGACAGCGUUUAUGGACAAUAGGUUAUUGCGUUUAGCAUAGUUCUGUUUUUGUAAUCAUUGCUUACAUGCACACAAUAUUCGGUGUGGUCAAGUAUACGUAGCUGUUAUUUGCAUUAGUCCGUGCGCACUCUGCUGCUUCUCGUGCUAGCUUAGCUCGCUAGUUAGCUUAGCUUGUUAGCCGCUAACAAAGAGACGCAGAAGUUAUCAACACGUCGCUCAGCAGAGAUCAGAUGUGAGUGUAAAGAGCUGUGAUUGUGUGAAAAUGUGCGAAAGAAAGACAUCAGAGUACGAGGAGGAACUUUGUCCAAUAAAAGAGGAGAAGGAGCGACAACAUCAACCACUGGACGCAGUUUUUGAAACACGUCAAGUUGUGUUACACGGAACAGACGUCCAGCAGCCCUCCCACAUUAAAGAGGAAGAGGUGGAUCUCUGGAUCAGUCAGGAGGAAGAGUGUCUUCUUGGGCAGGAGGAGGCUGAUGUCAGCAAGUUUCCACUGACUGUUGUCUCUGUGAAGACUGAAGAGCAUGAAGACAAACCACCUGAGUCCUCACGGCUUCAUCGCAGUCCAAACACCCAGCAGCUGAUCGGUCAUGAAGAAGAACCUCAGUUGCAGGAGGAUAAGCCCACCUACUUUAAAAAGGAGGAGGACCUCUGGCUCACACAGGAGGAAGAGUGUCUUCUUGGGCAGGAGGAGGUUGAUGUCAGCAAGUUUCCACUGACUUUUGUCUUUGUGAAGACAGAAGACCAUGAAGACAAACCACCUGAGUCCUCAGACCUUCAUCACAGUCCGCGAGAGGAGGAACUUCCAUGCGGCAGUUCAACACAACACAUGUCAACAGAAGCUGAAGGUGACCGCUGUGGAGGAUCACAAGUAGACAACUUAUUAGCUCCGCUGUCAGAUAGCGACGACAGGCCGUCAGACAAUAACGUAAAUAUGGACUCACACACAAAGACGCACGCAGGAGAAACAAAUUUCAGUUGUUCAAUAUGUGAUAAAAUAUUUUCUAACAAACGUAACAUGCAAAUACACAUGAGAACGCACACAGGAGAAAAACCUUUCUGUUGUUCAAUUUGCGGUAAACGAUUCUCCGUCAAAAGUAACUUGCAAACGCACAUGCGAACACACACCGGAGAAAAACCUUUCAGUUGUUCGGUGUGCGGUAAGGGAUUCUCUGAUAAAAGUAAUAUUCAAAUACACAUGAGAACGCACACGGGAGAAAAACCUUUCAGUUGUUCAGUGUGCAGUCAAAAAUUCUCGAACAAAAGCAAUAUGCAGACACACAUGCGAACGCACACAGGGGACAAACCUUUUACUUGUUCAGUGUGUGGUAAAAGAUUCUUCAACAAAAGUCUCAUGCAAACACACACGAGAAAGCACACAGGGGAAAAACCUUUCAGUUGUCCAGUUUGUGGUAAAAGAUUCUUUGACAAAAGCCACAUGCAAACCCACUUAAGGACACACUCAGGAGAAAAACCCUUUAGUUGUUCAGUUUGCGCCAAAAGCUUCAUCAGAAACUCAGAUUUGACUCAACACAUGCGGAGACACACAGGAGAAAAACCUUUUAACUGCUCAAACUGUGACAAAAAGUUUUCUCAGAGGGAAACAAUGCUGUCACAUAUGUUAACGCAUAAAGGAGAAACGCCUUUCAGUUGUUUAUUGUGUGGGAAAAGUUUCUCUAACAAACGUAACAUGCAGAGACACAUGAGAACACACUCAGGGGAAAACCACCACAGUUGUCCAGUUUGCGGUAAAACCUUCUCUGAAAAAUGUAAUAUGCAACGACAUGUUAGAACACACUCUGGAGAAAAACCUUUCAGUUGUUCAGUUUGUGGUAAAAGAUCCUCUGACAAACGUAAUAUGCAGAGACACAUUAGAACGCACACCGGAGAAAAACCUUUCAGCUGUUCAGUUUGCGGUAAAAGAUUCUCUCUGAAAAUUAAUAUGCAAAGACACAUGCAGAUACACGCAGGGGAAUAACUUUUCCAUUUUGGAAGUCUUCUUUGAAUUGACUUUUGCAGAUGGGACCCAGCAAGCCCACCUUUAUGGUAUGUAUUACAAAACACUAUUCUCUUAGUUUAUGAUAGGUACUGCGUUAAAAAAUGUUUUAUCAAGAAAUGGUUUUGUAAAGCUGAUUACAAUGUUUUGAAGAAUGCUUCACAGCUACGCAUAAAAUAAUAAUUUUAUUCAUUUCACGUAAAUUCAGAUGUUGUGUAAGAACGUGUUUACAUAAAAAAAAUUCAAGUACUUUCACUGGAACACGUCACACCCUGACUUUUAAUAGAGUUACACCGACAUUUGGUAAAAAAAAGUGAUCAUGUUAUGUCAUGUAUUAUUAUUAUUGGAUGCCCUGUUGAUACCUCUUCUCGAUACACAUCAUGUUCCAACACACUCAGCAGACUUAUGAUUACUAGGUUUUAAUCUUAUAUUAAGCAAUAAUCAUGAACUGCGUCGAUAAAUGUCUAUUAAGCAUGAUCGGUGUGUGCAUUAAAUUCUUCGGCGAUCACAAGGGGUUGGAAUAUGUAAUUGACCUUGUCUGGAGCAUGCUUGUCUAAAGUUGCAAAUUGUCUUUUUUUUGUGACAAUGACUUUUAUUUUUAUUGUAUUUACUGUGUUCAGCAAAACCAAUUGUGUACCUUUAUAUUUAGUACCAUAAAGCUUUCUUUUUCCAGUAAAAUAAAUAAUUCCCAACUCAUGAAACAAUCGAAUAGAAA